Messenger RNA from Epinephelus moara (kelp grouper), 4360 nucleotides. RefSeq names its product oocyte zinc finger protein XlCOF7.1-like. The coding region runs from base 66 to 3740 and encodes 1224 amino acids. Gene Ontology annotation, molecular function: DNA-binding transcription factor activity, RNA polymerase II-specific; RNA polymerase II cis-regulatory region sequence-specific DNA binding. Gene Ontology annotation, biological process: regulation of transcription by RNA polymerase II. Gene Ontology annotation, cellular component: nucleus. The transcript has 9 exons. The record is from RefSeq and is a predicted model, not a curated record. NCBI's taxonomy places the organism in Eukaryota, Metazoa, Chordata, Actinopteri, Perciformes, Serranidae.
CAAGAUGGCGUCUGAUAGAUAGGUGUGUUAGCAGAGUGUCUUUGUUGUGUUUAUAAAGUGUGAACAUGUCUAAAGUCCAAAUGCUGAGAUCGUUGGUGAAGCAGCGACUAACUGCGGCUGCUGAAGAGAUAUUUGGGCUGUUUGAAAGAACGAUAGCAGAGUACGAGGAGGAACUUUGUCGAUCAAAAGAGGAGAACGAGCGACAACGGAAACUAAUGGACGCUGUUUUCAACCCUCAGCUUCGGUUACACAGAGCAGAUGUCCAGCAGCUGUUGGUGGUUAGAGAAGAGGUUCCCCCUGAGCAGCAGGAGUGGAGCUCCAGUGUGGACCAGGAGGACCCAGAGCCUCCACACAUUAAAGGGGAACAGGAGGAACUCUGGAUCAGUCAGGAGGGAGAGCAGCUUCAAGGGCUGGAGGAGGAUGAUAUCACCAAGUUCACAUCCACUCCUGUCCCUGUGAAGAGUGACGAUGAUGAAGAGAAACCUCAGUCCUCACAGCUUCAUCAAAGACACACUGAACAGAUGGAAACAGAAGCAGAGGGAGAGGACUGUGGAGGACCAGAACCAGUCAGGAAUUCAGAUUUGGAUACACAUUUACAACCUGAGACUGAUGACGAGACUGGAGAGUCCUCUGAACCUGAGACUGAUGACAGUGAUGAUUGGACGGAGACCAGUGAACCUCAGUCAGACGUCCAGCAGCUGUUGGUGGUUAAAGAAGAGGUUCCCCCUGAGCAGCAGGAGUGGAGCUCCAGUGUGGACCAGGAGGACCCAGAGCCUCCACACAUUAAAGAGGAACAGGAGGAACUCUGGAUCAGUCAGGAGGGAGAGCAGCUUCAAGGGCUGGAGGAGGAUGAUAUCACCAAGUUCACACCCACUCCUGUCCCUGUGAAGAGUGAAGAUGAUGAAGAGAAACCUCAGUCCUCACAGCUUCAUCAAAGACACACUGAACAGAUGAGAACAGAAGUGGAAGGAGGGCACUAUGGAGAACCAGAACCAUCCAGGAACUCAGAUUUGGAUAGACAUUUACAACCUGAGACUGAUGACAAGACUGGAGUGUCUUCUGAACCAGAGACUGAUGACAGUGAUGACUAUUGGAAGGAGACCAGAGAACCUCAGUCAGGUUUAAACUCUCUAAAAAAUGAUCAAGUCCCUGCCAGUGAUUUGACUGUUUGUGAGAAACGUUUUAGCUGCUCUGAGUGUGGGAAAAGAUUUGAUUACAGUGGAGAUUUGAAGAUACACAUGAGAUCUCAUACAGGAGAGAAACCAUUUAGCUGUUCUGUGUGUGGGAAAAGAUUUGGUCGUAGUGGAAUUCUGAAGCAACACAUGAUAGCUCAUACAGGAGAGAAACCAUUUAGCUGUUCUGAGUGUGGGAAAAGGUUUGGUCGUCGUGGAAUUCUGAAGCAACACAUGAUAGCUCAUACAGACGCCCAGCAGCUGUUGGCGGUUAAAGAAGAGGUUCCCCCUGAGCAGCAGGAGUGGAGCUCCAGUGUGGACCAGAAGGACCCAGAGCCUCCACACAUUAAAGAGGAACAGGAGGAACUCUGGAUCAGUCAGGAGGGAGAGCAGUUUCAAGGGCUGGAGGAGGAUGAUGUCACCAAGUUCACAUUCACUCCUGUCCCUGUGAAGAGUGAAGAUGAUGAAGAGAAACCUCAGUCCUCACAGCUUCAUCAAAGACACACUAAACAGAUGGAAACAGAAGCAGAGGGAGAGGACUGUGGAGGACCAGAACCAGCCAGGAACUCAGAUCCAGAUACACAGUUACAACCUGAGACUGAUGACAGUGAUGAUUGGACCGAGACCAGAGAACCUCAGUCAGACGUCCAGCAGCUGUUGGUGGUUAAAGAAGAGGUUCCCCCUGAGCAGCAGGAGUGGAGCUCCAGUGUGGACCAGGAGGACCCAGAGCCUCCACACAUUAAAGAUGAACAGGAGGAACUCUGGAUCAGUCAGGAGGGAGAGCAGCUUCAAGGGCUGGAGGAGGAUGAUGUCACCAAGUUUACAUCCACUCCUGUCUCUGUGAAGAGUGAAGAUGAUGAAGAGAAACCUCAGUCCUCACAGCUUCAUCAAAGACACACUGAACUGAUGGAAACAGAGGUGGAAGGAGAGGACUGUGGAGGAGCAGAACCAGCCAGGAACUCUGAUUUGGAUAGACAUUUACCAUCAGAGACUGAUGACAAGACUGGAGCGUCUUCUGAACCAGAGACUGAUGACAGUGAUGAUUGGAAGGAGACCAGAGAACCUCAGUCAGGUUUAAACUCUCUGAAAAAUGAUCAAGUCUCUGUCAAUGAUUUGAUUGUUGGUGAGAAACGAUUUUGCUGUUCUGAGUGUGGGAAAAGCUUUGGUCGUCAUGGAAUUCUGAAGCAACACAUGAUAUCUCAUACAGGAGAGAAACCAUUUAGCUGCUCUGAGUGUGGGAAAAGAUUUGGUUACAGCCGUGAUCUGAAGGGACACAUGAGAUCUCAUACGGGAGAGAAACCAUUUAACUGCUCUGAAUGUGGGAAAACAUUCGGUUACAGUGGAGAUCUGAACAAACACAUGAGAUCUCAUACAGCCCGCAAUUCCGGAGAGGGACCCAGCUGCAGACAAGAUGGCAGACAAGGGAUGGGAUGGAUAUCCACAGUCCAUACCGGAAGUCACAGCGGAAGUUGGUCUGUGUCUGCGCCGAAGAAGAUGACGACGACGGAGAAGACGAAGAGAAGAAUACGAACAAUACACGCACGACUUAGAGAAAGAACGAUGCAUCCCUCUAUUUUGAGUGACGAAGCCAGUCUGGGGCACAUCACCCUUUCACCAUCCGAGUUUAGGUGUCCUCUCUGCCCCAAAUUUAAAACCAAAAAUGAGAGUGCGAUCCAGAGGCACCUGAAAAAUCAUACGGAGAAUGCAGUUCAUUUCCAUGAAAAAAUAAUCUGUAGAUGCAACAUGCCUUGCCGUGAUAAAGGUCAUUUCCACUGUCCAUUCUGUGACACAACUGUAAUUCGUAAAGACUUCAUAUCACCACAUGUGACUGAGUGUUUUAAAAAAUGUGUUGUUGUGGUGCCACCUCUUCAUCAGUCCUCACCAUCAUCAUCUGAGGACUUUAUUGCGCAAUCACUGGAUCAUUCAUAUGCACUUCCCUCUUCAGUGUCCGCACCAGCUACAACCACAAAGCCUCCAGAAGAAGCAGUCACUCAGGAACUUCCAUCUUCCCACCUCUCCCACCCUCUAUCUCAGACAGCAUCACCCAAGACCCCGACACUUGUCACAGAUCAGUCAGCCCCAGCUACAACCACAGCGCCUCCACUUCAAUCUUCCCACAUGAAGUGCCCUCACUGCACCAUUGUAUUAUACAAAAAGAAUAGUGUUGACCAAAAUAAUGGCGUUGAUGCAGUCAGGAAAAUUGCUAAGGGUUUCAGUGUACCGGUGCAUGUGCUGCGGAAAACAUGGGGCCAGCAGCAUGUCACAAAAUGUGAGAUGGAGGACUGUCGGCAGUAUCACCUACUUGCGCAAAGGAGUGGCCUGUCUCAUAGCUUGUGUCACCAUAUUCGGACUGUGGAUUACUGUGGCACCACUGCCAAUGAGGAGCUACUGCAACACCAGGUUCUUUCCGAAAUGGUGGAAAACAAGUUUUGUGGGGACUCCAAGGUGGACUUGUGCAAAAAGAAUCAAAAAGAAGCUGCGGAAGCUCAUGUCCCCUUGUCAGUGUUGGUGGAACUUGGUGGUUCGCCAAGUAAAAUUUGUUGUGUCCACGGUUUUCAGUUGUUUUGAAUGAUCUGAUAGUAAUCUGCAUGUUGCAACUGUAGCCCAAUAAAUGAAAGUGCUCACCUUAUUUAAUCUUUUUUUUUUUUUUUAAUUAAAUCAACUAAAAUUCAUGUGUUUGCUGAUUUUCUGCAAUUUUUGUAGGUUUAACUUGUUUGGAUCUGUUAUUCCAACUAAAACAUGAUUGUCACAAAAAGAAGAAAAUUACCAGGUGCUCUCAGGUAAACUCCAGGUAGACGUGAGGUGCUCUUGAAGUUGAAUAUUAACUGUUCAAAAGAGGAGUAAGCCACUCGGGCUUUCUUCAGACACACUAUGCACUGAGCCAAGGAAGAAUAUUAAAAAGCCUUUAUUUAAUUGGGCAUGUCAGAGUUAAAAUACAUACGACCAAAUGCCAAAAAAAUGCUGACCGGUUUCGACCACCAGGUCUUCUUCAGGGCGUGGCAGAAAAAAAAAUUUCUACCACGCCCUGAAGAAGACCGCAGUUCAAGUGCGUAGUGUGCCUGAAGAAAGCCCGAGUGGCUUACUCCUCUUCUUUAAAACAUGAUUGUAUUUAAAAUAAUUGCAGAAAUAAUUGUAUUAUUAUUAUUUAUUUUCAUAAUAUAUAUAUUUAUAAUUGUUGACUGCUUCAA